AUGGAUAUGGAACAAGAUGGUACGUCCAAGAAGGAUGCUGCCAGUGAAGACCUAAAUGCAACAAGGAAAGAAGCAGAGGAAACCAACUCCACGGCGGACAAAAUGGAAACUUUGGCUUCUCAAGAACCGAGGGAGUACAUAUCACAAAAUAGGACCACACUGGCCAGCAAGGUGACAGCAAAAUUUAAGAAGAUUCUGGGGAAAGCUAAGCCCAGGAAGAAGAGAACUACGCAGUAUCCGAUCGUAGGAGCCGUACUCAAAUUUCAUAAAGAUGAUGAUGUGUAUCAUCCUGCAGAUGCAGGACUGCAGCAGCUGCACUACAAAGAGAUGUAG
This is a messenger RNA of Miscanthus lutarioriparius, 333 nucleotides long. Lineage: Eukaryota; Viridiplantae; Streptophyta; Magnoliopsida; Poales; Poaceae. The record is from the annotation of a GenBank genome assembly.